Messenger RNA from Ailuropoda melanoleuca (giant panda), 8133 nucleotides. RefSeq names its product zinc finger protein 169 (gene ZNF169). The transcript is spliced from 2 exons. Bases 1077 to 2528 code for a protein of 483 amino acids. Gene Ontology annotation, biological process: regulation of transcription by RNA polymerase II. Gene Ontology annotation, molecular function: DNA-binding transcription activator activity, RNA polymerase II-specific; RNA polymerase II cis-regulatory region sequence-specific DNA binding. The record is from RefSeq and is a predicted model, not a curated record. Gene Ontology annotation, cellular component: nucleus. Lineage: Eukaryota; Metazoa; Chordata; Mammalia; Carnivora; Ursidae.
UCAGGCCCUGACCCUUGUUUUUUGGGAGGUUUUUGAUCACUGCUUCAAUUUCGUUACUGAUUAUUGGUCUAUUCAGGUUGUCAGUUUCUUCCUGUUUCAGUCUGAGUAGUUUACAGGUUUCUGGAAAGGCAUCCAUUUCUUCCUGUUUCAGUCUGAGUAGUUUACAGGUUUCUGGAAAGGCAUCCAUUUCUUGCUUAAUAUAUUGGCAUAUAGUUGUUGAUAAUAGUUUCUAAUAAUUGUUUCUGUUUCCUUGGUGUUAGUCGUGAUCUCUCCCCUUUCAUUCAUAAUUUUAUUAAUUUGGGUGCUUUCCCUUUUCUCUUGGAUAAGUCUGGCCUGUGGUUUAAUUGAUCUUAUUCUUUCAAAGAACCAGCUUCUAGUUUCGUUGAUCUGCUUUACUGUAUUUCUGGUUUCCAAUUCAUUGAUGUCUGCUCUAAUAUUACUUCUCUUUACAUGCGUGGCUUAGGCCUGUUUAGUUGUUCCACCUCCAGUUGUUUAAGUUGUGAGUACAGGGUCUGUAUUGUAGAUUUUUCUAUUCUUUUGAGUGUGCCUCCUUUAUUAUUAUAUAGUAUCCUUCUUAGUCUCUUUUUACAGACUUUUGUAGUCUAUUUUAUCUGAUGAAAGUACUGCUACCCCAGCUUUCUUUUGACAUCCAUAUCCAUGAUUUCGUUAUCCUCACUUUCAAUCUUCAUGUGUCUUUAGGUCUGAAAUGAGUGUGUCUGGUAAGCAGCAUGUAGUGGGUCUUUUUUUUUUUUAUCUGGUCUGUCAUUCUAUGUCUUUUGAGUGGAGCAUUAGGUCAUUUACAUUGAAAGUAAUUUUUUUUUUUUAAAGAUUUUAUUUAUUUAUUUGACAGAGAUAGAGACAGCCAGCGAGAGAGGGAACACAAGCAGGGGGAGUGGGAGAGGAAGAAGCAGUCAUAGCGGAGGAGCCUGAUGUGGGGCUCGAUCCCAUAACGCCGGGAUCACGCCCUGAGCCGAAGGCAGCCGCUCAACUGCUGUGCCCCCCACAUUGAACCACUGUGCCCCUACAUUGAAACAGAACCAGGGACAGAAUUCCAGCCAUGUGGCCAUUCUUGCCCCAUGGCCUUUUCCAGUACACAGUUCCUCGAGCAGUAUGUGCUGUGUGGUCACCUUCCUCAGAUGUUCUCAUGCUCAUAUGCAGGAAGCCCCAUCCCAAUAGAAGCUCCAAACUGCUCAAGUGAAGAAGCAGAUGAUAGAGAGACGGAAGGGAGACUUCGGCUGAGUGGGGUUUCCAGGGUGCUCUUCAGACCCUCUCAGGGCCGGCCAGUCGACUGGGUGGAAGGCAACAGAGCUGGGCAUCCUGAGGAGGCAGGCCUCUCAGCGUCUGAAGCAGCCGUGUGUGGAAAAUACAAACUGGGACUUGGUACCAAAUCUAGCUUCUUGAGCCUCCAGAAGCAUCAUGUAUGUCCUGAAUGUGGCAGAAGCUUCUGUCAGAAGUCAGACCUCACCAAGCACCAGAGGACACACUCAGGGGAGAAGCCUUACAGCUGUAGGGAGUGUGGGCGAGGCUUUGGCCGCAAGUCCUCCCUCACCAUCCACCAGAGGAAACAUUCAGGGGAGAAGCCUUACGUGUGCCGGGAGUGUGGGCGCCACUUCAGGUACCCGUCCUCCCUCACCAACCACAAGAGGAUACACUCUGGGGAGAGGCCCUUCGAAUGUCAGGAAUGUGGGCGAGGUUUUCGCCAAAAGAUUGCCCUCGUCCUGCAUCAGAGGACACACCUGGAGGAGAAGCCCUUCGUCUGUCCCGAAUGUGGCAGAGGCUUCUGCCAGAAGGCAUCCCUCCUCCAGCACCGCAGCUCACAUUCAGGCGAAAGGCCUUUCUUGUGCCUCGAGUGUGGGCGUGGCUUCAGGCAGCAGGCGCUGCUCCUCAGUCAUCAAGUCACACACUCGGGGGAGAAGCCUUAUGUCUGUGCUGAGUGUGGGCACGGCUUUCGCCAGAAGGUCACCCUUGUCAGACACCAGAGGACGCACACAGGGGAGAAGCCUUACCUGUGCCCGGAGUGUGGGCGUGGCUUUAGCCAGAAGGUCUCCCUCAUGGGACACCAGAGGACACACACAGGGGAGAGGCCUUACCUGUGCCCGGAGUGUGGGCGGGGCUUUGGUCAGAAGGUCACCCUCAUCAGGCACCAGAGGACACACACAGGGGAGAAACCUUACCUGUGCCCAGAGUGUGGACGCACCUUUGGCUUCAAGUCACUCCUCACCAGACACCAGAGGACACACUUAGAGGUGGCUGAUGUGUACAGGGUAUGUGAACAAGGACUUGGCCAGAAGUCUCACUUCACCUCUGACCAGAGGUCACACUCGGUGGGGAAGCCAUGUGUGUGCAGUGAGUGUGGACGAGGCUUUGGCUUCAGGUCAGCCCUUAUCAGACACCAGCGCACCCACUCAGGAGAGAAGCCUUAUGUGUGCAGGGAGUGCGGCCGAGGCUUUAGCCAGAAGUCUCACCUUCACAGACACAGGAGGACCAAGUCUGGCCAUCGCCUCCCACCUCAAGAGCUGCUCUCCUGACCUUUCCUUAUAUGCAGUGGAGGAAAAAAAAAUGUGUUCUUUCAGUGAUUGGAAGAUAGUUGAUUUAUGGUUUAUUUUCUGUGCUAGCAAUGUGUUUUAAUUUGCUAGAGCUGCCAUAAUGAAACACCACAAACUUGAUGGCUAAAGAACAGUCUUCUCACAGUUUUUGGGACUGGAAGUCCAAGCUCAACGUAUGCACUUCAGUUUCUUCUGAAGCCUCUCUCCUCAGCUGGCAGAUGCCUGCAUCCUUACUGUGUCCUCACAUGGCCUUUGUAUAUGCACUUUUAAGGACUACAGCCUUACUGGGUUAGGGCCCCACUCUAUCACCAAACAAGGUCACACUUUGGGUUCUGGCUUUGACAUAGGAAUUUGGAACAGUUCAGUCCAUAACUGCCUCUUGGACCCCCAAAAUUCAUGUUCUUCUCACAUCUACAGCAUGUUCUUAAUAGCUCCCAAAGUACUGACCCAUUCUAGCACUGACUGUCCAGAAUCUCAUAUAAAUCAAGUGUGGGUGAGGCCAGGGGUAUGUUUCACCCUGAGGCAAAGUUCCUCUCCAGCUGUUAACCUGUGAACCAGACAACUUACCACAGAUGUAGAAUUUGCAUUCCCUUUUCACAAGGGGAAACAAGACAAGAUUGAUGGGUCCCAAGCACGUCUGUGACCUAGCAAGCAAAUUCUGUUAGGUUUUAAGGCUUGAGAAUAAUGUCUGGUAGGAUGCAUUGCCCUCUGGUCCUGCUGGGGUGGCAGCAGCAGGCUGACCGCAGUAUGCAACCCCCUGAAACCAUGAAGGCAUUCACCCUCCGGGCCCACUAAGGGAAUGGCAGACCAACUAAUCUGUUACACCAUUGUGGUCACUGUUUCCUCCUUUUGGUGGGUAGCACCACAGAAGUCUGACAGCUGGCCUUUGCUGUGUCCUGUCUGUACCAUCCUUAGUUCAGCCUCAUAGUUUCCACUGAGCAUCAACUGGUUCCAAACUAAUCUCUUUAUCAAAUGACUGUCCAGCAACACUACUGGUGUUCUCUCGAACAGACUUUCUCAUUUUCACAAUAUGGAUAGGCUAAGAAUUCUCUAAAUCUUCAAGUUCUGGCUCCUUUUUGCUAAAAACAGUUCCUUCUAUUUACCUCCCUCCUCACAUAUUUCUAUGAGGAGUAACAAGAAACAAGUAUACCUUUCAACAGCUUGCUUAGAAACCAUCUCAGCUAAGAAUUUCUCACUUCUGUCACCUGUCGACCCUCCACUAAGCACUGGAGCACAACCCAGCCACAUUCUUUGCUGCUUUAUAAUCAGGAUUGCCUUUCCUUUAGUUUCCAGUAACAUUCCACAUUUCUGUCUGAGGCCACAGCAGAAUCACUUCUAAUUCCCCUGUUCCUACCAUAGUCUCCUUGAGGCAACCCUGGCUUUCUCCAGUAAGCACCUCAAAACUCUUGAACCCUCUACCCACCACCCAGUUCCAAAACCACCUUCAUACUUUUUCACAUUUAUAAUAGCACACCACUCAGUACCAAAACCAGCCUUUUGCCAGGACUGCCAUAAUAAAACGAGAGACUGGAAGUCCCAAGAUCACCCUGACCUACUGAACCUUACCCACUGGCUGGCAGGUGGCACCUUCUCCUCAUGUGGCCAUUCCCCUGCAAGUGUACCAGAGAGCAGGUGAGCUCUAGAGUCCCUUACUCUUGUAAGAUCAGGGGUCUACCCUUACAACAUCAUUUAAGUACUUCCUUAAGAUGCUGUAUCCAAAUACUGUCACAUUAGGAAAGGGCUUCACCAUGGACUUUUGGGGGAAAAUUCAGUUCAUAGCUGCCUGCUGGACCCCCCAAAUUCCUACCUGGCCAUCAACCCCUGCCAUAAAGGGUCCUGAUCUUUAUUUUCCCAGGAGUGUGAAGCCAGCAAGAAGCACUGGGCAGUGCUGCACUUUCUUCAAGUAGAAUGCAAGAAGCAUGCUGGUCUUCUCAGUGGCCGGGGUGUGUGUGUGGGGGGGGUGUUGGACACACCUGUUUUCUAAGCCCUCCUUCACACCCAGGUCUGUUUAAUAAACUGCUUCCUUACAAAGCUGAACUUGAUCAUAUACUUCAUUCCUUCAGCUGCCAAGAACCCCACAGUCCUGAACCUCAGGAGACAUGGAGGGUCACUGUCUAUUUGUUCUGAACUGUGGCCCUGUGUGUGGGGAGGGCCUUCAUCAUCGCCCUUAGGUCCUCCAACACCACCAGUUGAGGGCAUCUUCCUGCAUUCCCAGUGCUGCAUCCUAUUAGCCACACCCAUGUACCAGUGAUCCAGCCUGAGGUCUCGGGGCCUUUCUUCCAUGACCCUCCCUAGUCCUCCAGUCAGAGACCAAGGAGCUAGAGCACCUGUCUUUAUACCCAGCCCAAGGUACUGUCCCCUUAGCCUGCCUCUUGCUCUCGGAUCCCCAGAGCCUGACAAGUGCCUACUCCAGGACAGGCCUUAUCCCUUUGCCUUGGGCACAGUAAUGGUCCCCACAAAGUCCUUUUCCCCAGGCCCAGAGGUUUUGCUGGCUAAAAUCAAGAGGCAAUAAAAGAUUAAUACAGAAAAAAUAAGAAAAAACCCAAAAUUUUAGAUGUCAAAAAAUAUCAAAAGUAGUAUCAAAAGACACAUGUCUGGAAGGAAAAUCUAUCAACAUAUUUCACAAAUAAAUGGCUAAUAUCCCCAUUUUAUAAGAACUUUCAAAAAUCAAAAGACGAGAAAUGCCACAGAAAGUGGGCAAAAGACAUGAUCAGUAGUAAGUAUAGAAAUAAGUGUAGUCUGCUGUUUACAGGAGAAUGCCAAAGGCCAACUGGUAACUAUAUUUUCCUCCUCCUAAUAAUAUUAUCAUGGUGUUUUUAUCAAAGCUAUGAAAUUAACUUUAGGACAGCACUAUUAGGAACUAUUCAGAUUUUCCAUUAUUGUCCUUGUGAUCUAGGAUCUAGUCUGGGAUCCCAUAUUGCAUUUAUUCUCAUGUCUCUUUAGCUUCCUCCAGUCUGUGACAGUUCCUCUGUCAGUCUGUCAUCCAAGACCUUGACACUUAAAGAGAGCUGGUCAAAUAUUUUAUAGAACCUCACAGUUUGGGAUUGAUAUUUUCUCAUUAGAUUUGCAUUAUAGAUUUUCUAGAAUACCACAGAAGUGAAGUAUCCUUACUAUAUCAUAUCAAAGAGUACAUGAUACCAACAAGAUUUAUUCAUGGUGAUGUAACCUUGAUCACUUGGUUAAAAGUGGUGGCUGCCAGGACUCUCCACUGUAAACUUCCCAUUUUUCUCUUUCCAUACCCCAUUUAUUGGAAGUAAUCAGUAAAUCCAGUCUGUACUCCAAGAGAAGGGAAUUAAGCUCUAUUUCCUGGAGAAUGCACCUUGUGAUUAGGGCUUCUUACAUCCCCCAACCCACAGAACAAAGUGGCGUAGUGUUUUCUGCUUCCCAAACUAGCAAAAGACAGCCCAGAUAGGUCCAUUCCUCCCUGGAUGGAACAAAAGUCCUGCUGACAACACUAGGUGAGCCAAGCAGCACCAGCAGGUAGGAAUGAUUAAGGGGAGUGCUUUCUUUUCUAGCAGGAUUGAGACUCCCCUCCCUCACGUAGACCCAACACAGCCAGGGAAGGUCAGUCCUGCCACAGAAACACCUGUUUGAGGAAGUACUCUUUUUCUCCAGAGACUUGAGAUUCCCCAUCUAGAUGCAAGACACUUAGCUGGGUGGCACCAGCAAGGACAUCCCCGCUAAACUGCCCAGCCCAAGAAGAGAUCCAUCUCCCUUACUGGCGGACAACAGGUUGCCAGGAGGCACUGGAAAUGGGGAUCCUGAAACCUUAGCAGCUCAACGUGUGAAGCCUUUGCUUCCCUUUUGGGCCAGAACAUCCCUUCCCCUCUCUAGACUAGACACCAAGCAGCCUAGUUUUGGGGAACUCCUUCCACACUCCUAACACCAGCAGGAAAAAGUGGAAGGAACAGUGGUACCAAAUAAGCCAAGUAGACCUAAAUAGCAUUGCAAGAGCACUGAAAACUACACUGUCAUUGGAUCAAACAGAAAAAAAAGGGGGGUUGCAAUCUGGGAGCUAACCUGAAAACAGGGUGACUGCCUGCUAAAAUCAAAGGUUUUAAUAUGAUCCAGAGUCUCUUAACAGCUAAAUGUGCAGAAUGCAAUAGAAAGUUACUCAUCAUAGCAAGAACCAGUAAAUCGCAAAUGAGAAAAGACAAUCAACUGACACUAACACUGAGAUAAGUAUGAUAUUGGAACUAUCUGACAGGGAUAUUAUAUUAAAGCACCCAUCAUAAAAAUGCUUCAAGCAAUCACAAGUUCUCUUGAAACAAAUGAAAGAAGUACAAGAUCCCAAGAACAAAAAACAACACCCUCCCCCCAGAAGUUACACCAAAGUUCAAUGGGGAAUUAUAGAAAUAAGAAAUAGAGAUGUGUAAAAGCUCAUUGGAUGGACUUAAUGGUAGAGUUGAUAUGACAAAAUCUAAUUGUAGAAUUUGAGGGCAGAUUAAUAGAAUUUAGCAAAUCUGAACAAUGGAGAAAAAAGACUGAAAAAAAAAUCUUUGGGACAAGAACAGAAAAGCUAACAUUUGUGUCGAGUCCCAGAAAAUAAGAAAUAGGAUUGAGAAAAUAUUUGAAGAAAUAUUUUGAAGAAAUGACCAGAAACAUUGCGUAUUUGACAAGAAACAUAAAUGUGCAGAUUCAAUAAGCCAAGUGAAUACCAAAUAACAUAAAUCCGAAGAAGUCCACAUUAAGACAUCAUAAUUAAAAUUACGAGAUCUAAAAACCAAAAAAAAAAAAAAAAAAAUCUUGAAAGCAACCCCAGAGAAAUAUCUCAUUACCCAUAGGGGGACACCAAUUCAAAUGACGGAUUUCUCAUGAAAUUAUGGAGGUCACGAGAUGGCACGUUUUUCUUCCAAGUGCUGAAAGAAGACUGAUAACUGCAGACUGAAUAUCUGCCAAAACCAUCCUUCAAAAAUGAAGGCACGGAUACAUUCCCAGAUGAAAGAAAACUGCAAGAAUUUGUUGCUAGCAGACCUGACCUUAAAAAAUGGCUAAAAGGAAAUUCUUCAAACAGAAAAUAAAAUACUGGAGCAUCAGAAAGAAAUAAAAAACCAUGAAAAGAGCACAAAUGUGACUACAUAAAACAGGCCAUCCUUCUACCCACAAGUUUUACAAAUGUGAUGACUGUAGACCACCUGAUACUCUAGAUAAUGAUGUUUAAAAGUAGGAAAACCAGGGAUGUACUGUAUGGUGACUAACAUAAUCUAAUAAAAAUAUGAUUAUAAAAAAAAAGUAGGAAAAGGGCCCUAAACAAAAAUAACAUUUUUACACCUCACUCCAAAUGGUAAUAUACUGAUAGACUGUGAUAAGGACUAAUGUGUAUUGCAAUACCUAGAGCAACCAGUAAGAAAACUAUUUACAAAGAGAUACACUAAAAACAUGAAGAAUGAAUCCAAAUAGAACUUAAAUAUCAACCCACAGAAAAGCAAGACAAGAGAAACAGAAAAAUGAGACCUAGAGGAAACAAAUUUAAAUUCAGUAAUAAAAUGGCCAACUUAAGCCCUAACACAUCAGUAAUUACUUUAGUUACCUUAAAACUGGUUCUAAUUAAACCAGUCAGAAAACAAAGAUUGUGAGGGUGGAUUUU